Messenger RNA from Triticum turgidum subsp. durum (durum wheat), 1659 nucleotides. Lineage: Eukaryota; Viridiplantae; Streptophyta; Magnoliopsida; Poales; Poaceae. The record is from the annotation of a GenBank genome assembly.
AUGGCGCCGCAGCUCCUGGGCUACUACUCGGUCUCCUCCUGGCCCCGGCUCCCGCAGGUUCCCCCGUGGCCCUGCGCAUCCCACGUCCAGCGCCGGGUGAUAUGCUUUGGGCCGCCCCGCUGCCGCGCCGGCGCAGUCAGGGUGUUAGCGGAGGUGGACCCUGCGCUGGCCCUGGGCCGCGGUGCGAAGGCGGUGGAAAUCCAGUUUCCGACUGAGGAGGAUGGUGUGGGGAAUGAGGAAGACGGCGAGGGAGUGGACGAGAGGGAGAGGAUGAGGCGGAUGCGGAUAUCGCAGGCGAACAAGGGGAAUACGCCGUGGAACAAGGGCAGGAAGCACAGCCCAGAGACGCUCCAGCGGAUUCGGGAGAGGACACGGCUUGCUAUGCAGAACCCCAAGGUUAAGAAAAAGCUGAUGAAUCUCGGACAUGCUCAGAGUGAAGAGACCAAAAUUAAGAUAUCAUUGGGAGUGAGGCGUGGGUGGAGCUUGCGUCUACAGAAGCUAAUGGUUCAGGAUGGCUGCUUUGUGGAGUGGCGGGAAAUGAUAGCAGAUGCAGCUAGGAAGGGCUUUGCUGGUGGAGUUGCCUUCCAAUGGAAUUCACAUAAAAUAUUGACUGAGCAAUUGCGGCAGGAAUGGUUGGAGAAAGUCCAGCAAAGACGAUCAAUGCCUAGGCCGACAGGUAAUAGAAGAGCGCCAAAAACUCCAGAGCAGAGGAGAAAAAUUGCAGAAGCCAUUGCUGCGAAGUGGUUGGAUCGAGAAUACCGUGAACGUGUUUGCAGUGCAAUUAAUAGCUAUCAUGGAACAUCUUCUGGAUCUAAAGUACCGCGUAAACAAAGAACACCGAGAGAACCAGGUGCAAAGCGUGAAAAAAAGAAAUCUAUUCAACACAGAGCUGUCAGCUUGGACGAUGCACAUGCAAAAACUGCUCCGGUUAAGAGAAAGAAAAGUGCAACUCCUUACAAAGAUCCUAUGGCAGGUGAGAAACUAGAGAUGAUAACGAAGAUUCGAGCCCAAAGGACAGCACUGGAAAUAGAGAAGAAAGAGGCUAUUGAAAGGGCCAGGUCACUCAUUGUAGAAGCCGAGAAAGCUGCAAAUGCUCUUGAGCCUGUUGCAGCGAAAAUUCCAUUUGCCCAAGCAUCACUUAUAGAAGCUAGAAAGCUUGUUACAGAGGCAAGAAUGUCACUCGAAGGUGUUGAUGAUAAUGAUGGGCCAGCAGAAAGUUCUUCUGAUGAUACAUCCGAUGACUCGGGUGUAUCGGAACUGCACAAGUUGGAGAAUCAAAAUGACCUUAUUAAACAAGAGAAUAAAUUUGUAAAUGGAAUGAAGCUACCUCCAAGGACUGUUAAUGGCAUGGAUUUCUAUUUUGAUGUGUCUGCACUAGGUGAAAAGGAACAACUCAGUAUGUUUCAGAGGAUAGAGAACUCCAUGGAAAGAGCUUAUUUGCUUCCUUCAGCUUUUUCAACAGCUCAAGAUGUGAACGGAAAUCCUGGAACAAAUGAUCUAUAUAUCAGUGAGCAAGUGGUCAAUAACGACCAGAUCGACCGGAUUGCAGCAGAUACAACAGAAUUUAUUUCAGCAGAGCCACUAGAGGAUGUGUCCUCACCUGCUAAUAAGUCUAAGAUGAGAUGGGUACGUGGAAGACUAGUUGAAGGAGAAGAAUAA